Apiotrichum porosum is the source of this 876-nucleotide messenger RNA. RefSeq lists its product as uncharacterized. NCBI's taxonomy places the organism in Eukaryota, Fungi, Basidiomycota, Tremellomycetes, Trichosporonales, Trichosporonaceae. The transcript is spliced from 5 exons. The record is from RefSeq and is a predicted model, not a curated record. Bases 1 to 876 code for a protein of 291 amino acids.
AUGCUCCGUUACGCCGUAACCCUCUUCGCCGCUAUCAGUCUCCUUGCCCAGUCGGUGGCCGCCGAGUACGCCUUCACUGGCUGUGUUGGCCCACUUGGUCUUCCCGUGGGCUCGUUCAUGGCGGGCUUUGUCGACCAAAACACAUGCCUUACCACCAGCUGCUAUGGCUAUCGCUUCGCGUACAUCCACGGGGACUCUGGUGCCUGCUGGUGCCACAACUCCCAACCUGCCGCCCUCUCCCAGGUCCCUGCCAAUGGCAUCGGCUUCCAGCAAUGCGUUCCUGGAACUGGUUCCUACGCCACAUUCGACCGUCCCACCUCUUUUGACUGGGACGGCUGCUACAGCAGCUUGGCACCCCCCGUCAACUUUAUCACGGGCACCGCCAUUGGCCCGGCCGCUUGCUUCCUCAUGUGCGCGUCUUACAUUAGCGCUGUGAUGGAGGCGGUCCCGCUCAACCCCCUCUACGACUGCCUUUGCACAAGCGAUCCACUCACCGGCCUCGUUGCCAGCAACUGUGCCUCGACACCACCCUCCGUUUUCAUCUACUCCCACUCAGCCGGUGCGGCCGCCUCCGCCCUCCCUCGCCGCCGUAACGAACUUGCCCUCGACGAGUCCUACUGCCCCAUCGGUCAAGACGCGUGCCAAAUUUCGUCCGACCCUGCUUUGGGCUAUGAGUGCCUCGCUACCUCGACCGAGCUUGAGUCCUGUGGCGGCUGCCGCUUCGGAACCUACGGUAACACCUCGACUAGUAUUGGUAUCGACUGCACCAGCAUCCCCGGCGUCUCGUCCAAGAGCGUUGCCUGUGAGGGAGGCUUCUGUGUCACCAAGCGCUGCCGCAAGGGCGUUCACCUUUCUCCCUCUGGCGAGUGCAUCUAG